Molecule: messenger RNA, 5043 nt
Organism: Apis laboriosa (Himalayan honeybee)
Lineage: Eukaryota; Metazoa; Arthropoda; Insecta; Hymenoptera; Apidae
Gene: Asx
Product: polycomb protein Asx-like
Exons: 7
Coding region: 339-3713 (1124 amino acids)
Biological process (GO): animal organ morphogenesis; positive regulation of transcription by RNA polymerase II
Cellular component (GO): PR-DUB complex
Molecular function (GO): DNA binding; chromatin binding
Source: RefSeq, a predicted model, not a curated record
UUUGCGAGUUUUUCCGAAUGGCAUUUUGCCAAUGGAUUAAAAAAUAGUGAAAUUCAUAAAUUCGUUUAAAUUUUGUGCAUAUACAAUUUUUUAAACGAAAUGGAUUAGAAAAUAUUAUGUAAAUUAUCAAAGUUUCUUUGAUUGUAUCGAAAUGUCAGGAAAGUACUGUUACUAAAGAAUGUUUAUUUCUCAAAUCAGGAUUAUCGUUUUUUGAAUUUUUUACUGCAAUAUGAAAUAAAACUUAAAAAAUUUGCAUUUAAUUGAAUACAGUGCUAUUGUGGAUUUAUGUUCGAUUAGCCGGCAUUUCGAUCAAUGAUGUUCGCAGUAUAGGUAUUGUCAUGGACACAGAUGUAGAACUUGCCAAAGGUGAAGGGUGUGAAACUAGUCCAGGUUGCUCUGGCUAUUCUAGCAUGGUGCACAGCAAAAAAGUUAUUAAACAUGCAUUACGACAGCAGGCCAAAAGACGUAGAAAAAAUACAACGAUUGCAGCUGGAAAUUCUCGUACCCUUCCAAGAAUUGUUGUUAAACCACUACCUCCACCUCCACCGAAUAAUCCACCUUCUCCAGUUAAUAAUGUACAACAUAUUAAUACUACAACUGAAGAACCUGCUGCCACAAUGAGGGAAGUCCUGGCAAGUUUGCCAGGAUUUAGCUUAAAAUCUGGACGUAGACGAUCAACAAAACGAUUAUCAGCAACUGCACAAUUGGAGGCUGGUCUUGUAGAUCUUGAAUCUCCAGCAAGUAUCUUAGCAAGCACAAGUUUACGUGCUCUUUUAAAUAGGCAUACUUUUCAAGGUUUACCACCUUUGUAUCAAAGGAAACUUGCACAACUUUUACCUGCUGUAGAUAGACAGGAUGCUGCUACAUCUGGAUUAAAUAAUGAAUUCUUUGCACGAGCAUGCCUAGAAUGGCGUAAACGCUUGGCAGAAGGAGAGUUUACUCCAGAAAAUCAACAAAGAUUGAAAAUGGAGGCAGAAAGAGAUAAAAAUAAAUUAGAUCCAUGGAAAGUAAAACAUUUCGAACCUAUAUGGGGUGAAAAACGCGAACCUAAAAUUAGAUCAGGUCUUCAUUGUAUUGCGGAAUCAAGAUCUGGAGGAGCUGUAACACGUUCGAGUUUAAGACUUCGCUUAGAAUCUAAUGUAGAUACACCUAUAUCAGAUACUCCCUGUCCUAUUAUGUCCGAAGAUAAGGUUGAAGAAGAUAAUUGUAAAGUUGAAACUAGUAUAAAUAAUUCAGAAGAAUUAAAUGAAACAACAGAAAUACAAGAAUUAUUACCAACAGAAUAUAAUGAAACAACGCAUACGUUAAUUGAUGAAAAACAUAUAGACUCUGUAAACAUAAAUUCUGUAGAAACGAUAACUGAUACUGAAAUGCAUCAGGACAAAUUAGAAGAAGAUGAUAAAAAUCUCUCAGAAAAACAAGAUAUGCUUGAAGAAAGUGAAGUAGUAACACAAGUUUGUCAAGAAAGUAUUUCAAAUACAUUUGAUGAAGAAAUUCACUUAUCUCAACAUGAAAAAAAUCUUCAGUCAAUAGAGAAUCACAUUCUUGAAGUAUCUGAAGAAGAUACAAUACUUCUACCUGAAGAAAAUUCACCAAGAUCUAGUGAACAAAUAGAACAAAUGUCUCAAACAUCUAGAGAAACAUCAUCUCAAUUAUCAACAGAAUGUACAUCUCAAACUUCCGUAGAUCAAGUAUCUCAAAUUUCGAAAGAACAAAUAUCCCAAAUAUCAGAAGAACAAAUUUAUCCGAUGUCCGAUUGUGAAGCUACAACUAUACUUGAAACUUCAUCGUCACAUGAACGAGUUAGAUCAACCGAAAUCGUUAUGAAUGAUUCAACAUUAAUCAAUAAUCAAACUGAAGUAACACAGGUUUCUCACGAGAAUCCAACGGAUGGUGAAUCACAAAUUCCUGAAGGAAUGGAGAUCGAUAGUGAAACAUUACAACGUAUUCAUGAAUUGGAGGUAAGAGGAGAAAUGCGUGAAGCUUAUGAAGAAAUUUCGGGAUGUCCCGAAGAAAUAAUGUAUCCUAUUCUUGACGGAAUGGAAAUGGGAUCGAAUAAUACUGAAGAAACUGAAACACAGGUUGUCUCAGGACAAUCAGAAACUACCAGAGAUCAACAAGAUGUAAAUAGUGGAAAUGAAGACGAAGCUCUUCGAGAAGCAAAUAAUUAUGUGUGUUCUGAGAUGUUAGAAUGUAGUUGGUCGGUAGAUCCCACAGUUAAUAAUAUUAACAAUAAUAAUAGGCCUCAAGAAGAGCUUCAAGUUCCAUGGCCAUUAGUAGCUGCAGCUCUUGAUGGAUCUGUUGCUGCUAAUAUUACAGUGACUACUCAGGAUGAAUGCAACGAGACACCUACUUCAACAGAUUCAACUAAUCCACCUCAACAAUUUAUCAAUGCAGAUUCUAAUGUAGAAUCAGUUAACUGUAUUCAAUUACCAGUUGUUCAAGGAACUCCGUUUCAAUCGGAAAGUCUCGCAAUUGGUACACCAGGAACAAGCUGUAUAAUGAAAAAUUUUCAAUCUCAAAGCUCACCUAUUAUUGCAUUUCCACAAUUACAAUCUAUUAGAUUUGUGCAAACCAAUUUUCAUUCUGAUCAAAACACUACUUCAUCUUUAAAUAGUACAUCCCCAAUUAAUGCUCAAAUUCAGAAUACAACUUCACAAGUGAAUAUAAUGAGAACGCAAGAAGAAGUCGUUCAAUUAAAUACUCAAAAUAAUAAUACACGAAAUAUUAGAAAUAAUGUGAUUCAAAAUCAAGUUCCGAAUACUGUUACGGCAGCAAUUAGUGUACAACCACAAAAUCGUACACAAAAUACUAUUGUAAUUCAACACCAAGCAUCGGCUCCUACGCAACCACGGCAAGUCGUAGCGACCAUACAACAACAACAAUAUCCUGGAGGAACAGUUACUGUAUCUUCAAGAUCUUCACGUUCUAGUAAUCAAGGUAAUCAGAGAGGUUCCAGGAAUAACAAUAAAGAACAAGGAGGAGGUCGAUCUCGUAGUACUACAAAAGAACCACCUGGUGCUGUUAAUUUGGAACGUAGUUACCAAAUAUGUCAAGCGGUUAUACAAAGUUCACCAAAUAGAGAUCAACUAAAAGCUCAUUUGAAACCUCCACCUAGCUUACUUGCUAGAGGCGAUGGUGCAUUCACAACGAAUAAAUCUGGUGGCCGUACAAUUACAACAGUCAAAACUCAGAAACCAUCACAAACAAUACAAAAUAAACAAACUCAAAAUAAAACACAAGCAGUUAUGUUAAGACAUGUGUUUGCAACAGCACGUCAAGCGACUUCUACAGAGAUUCCAGAAAGCAAUAACAUAGCACAAUUAGGAUCUACAACAACAGGUGGAUUAGGUCAAUAUAUAUUGGUACAGAGAACAGGAGUUGGAGAUAGUGCACCUAGAGCAUCUUCUGCACCACCUCUACCUCCUCAAAUUGCUGGAAUGGGUGUCGGAGUGCAUUUAGUACGUGGUAGACCUGCUAGUGCAGGAGAGGGUUCACAUCAGGCAGUAACGUUAAAAGCAAGAGGUUCUGAUGGUAGAGGAGGAGGUGGCGCCGAACCUGGAGCACCUGGAAUGAUUAUGGGUGGAGAUCCACCACCUCCAUGUGAAUGUAAUAUGCGUGGUGCUAUGGUAAUAUGCCGACAGUGUGGCGCGUUUUGUCACGAUGAUUGCAUCGGGCCUCAACGUAUUUGUGCUACCUGUCUGAUACGUUAAUCAUUGUUUAAAUGAUGUUUCUGUGUAAAUUAAAAAAAAAAACUGAACUACUGGAGUGCUGAAUAUCAAAUUGAGAACAAAAUUAUUUUAAAUGGAGUCUUUAUCAGAAAUCAUUUAUUACAUGAAUUUGAAAAAACUGGAAGACUUCAUAAAGGCAACUAAAUUUGUUGUUCAGCACUUUAUUGUAAGUUGUGGUUCAUGUAGAAAAGGGAAUUAAUGGAUACAGUUGCAAAUAUUUUUGGAGUUUUGUGUUUUGACUCUUUUGAAAUUAUAUUUUUAGUAUUAAUUUAUGUUUAUUUGAGUGCAAAAUGUUUAUUUUUAUUUUUAUUUUAAUUUUUUUUAUUUAUUUCAAUGGGCAAUUUUUACAAAAUUUUAAUGAAUAAUUUUUUAUGAAUUAAUUUUUUAAUUAAUAUUUAUAAUUUUAAAGUUUUAUUAAAAUUACAACUGUAUUCUUGUAAUUCUUUAAGAGCAAAAUUAUUACAGUCAAACUCUAAUACCGUCUUCCAGUAAGCAUCACAUUCUUCAACAUACAUCUGUACUAUUUAUUUAUUAACAAAAAUUUAAGUUUAUUCUUAUUAUAUAGAUAUUCCUGUACAUGCUGAUCUCAAGUUUAGUUGAUUUAAAAAAAGUCAAAAACUUAUUCUUAUAUGCUCUCUCGUAAUUAUUUCUUUUGUAGCUUUUUAAAUGCAAAAAAAUUCUCAUUCAUCAUAAAUCUGUUACUAUAAUAGAGCAUCUUGUACAGGAAUGUUAUUUAAGGACGAUUAUUGGUGAUCAAUAUUAUUAAUCUAUUGCAAUGAUGGAAUCUAAUUAGAUGAAUGUAGAAUAUACAUAUUUUAGCUUCAUCUUUUUGUUGAAAACAAUUUUUUAAGAUAUAUAUUGGUUAUGUUAUUUGCUUCAUAUUAACAUGAAAUUAAAUAUCAUAAAACGGGAUAUAAAAAAAAACGCAUAAAUCAGUUUUAUAUUAUGUACAUAAUUCGCAUUUCUGAGAUUUCAAGUUUUUAUAUGUUUUUGAAUCUUUAUAAGAAAGAUGAUUAUUUUACACAAAAUAGAUGUUUGAAAAUUGAAAGCCAUUGUAUUAUUUUCUUAUGUAAUUGCAAUCGAUUACAAUUACAAGCAUUGCGUCUUUGCAUAAAUAUGAUAAUAUGAUUCAUAUUUCGCUAUAAAUGAUAUCAAUCAUCAUUCUCAAAUUAUGUUUACUACAUACCGAUAAAUUUUUUGUCGAUAUAUUUUCUUUGAAAUCAUUGAUAAGGCUAUGUAGUAUUAUUGCGAUUCGAUAGAACAACCAUUGUGUAUUUGUCGCUCAAAUGUAAAUAAAAUCAUAUUCGUUUAA